UGACGUAUAAUGUAGUGGACGGAACGCUUCUUUCAUCAGCAGCAACAGUUAGUCAGACACCUCGGUAGCUUGCUAGACAAAUAGCCGAACCAAUAAAGAUCUUUAGACGCUUUAGUGUAUAUUAGCCACUGUGUUUUAAACCCACUUCUGUCGUCUAGUUAGUUAUCCGAUUUAAUUUCAUAUUUAUGGUGUUGUUGUUAUUAGUCAGCUAGCGGGCUGGUUAAGUUAGCAUUAGCCUAGCUAACAUCCCCGACCAUGCAGUCACCAAGCUACUCUCCUUCUAAUGAAGAUAAGGAUAUCACAGUAAAUCAAGAAGUAGAGAGUGGGGCCGUUACUGUGAAAGAAGAGGAGGACACGUUCAGAGUGAAAGACGAGGAAGAUAUCACAGUAAAUCAAGAAGUAGAGAGUGGGGCCGUUACUGUGAAAGAAGAGGAGGACGCGUUCAGAGUGAAAGACGAGGAAGAUAUCACAGUAAAACAAGAAGUAGAGAGUGGGGCCUUUACUGUGAAAGAAGAGGAGGACGCGUUCAGAGUGAAAGACGAGGAAGAUAUCACAGUAAAACAAGAAGUAGAGAGUGGGGCCUUUACUGUGAAAGAAGAGGAGGACGCGUUCAGAGUGAAAGAGGAGGAUGGUGUUACAGUGAAAGGAGAGCAUGUAGUUUAUGGCGUGAAAGAUGAGAGGGAGGAGAUUACUUUUAAAUUGAAAAAGGAGGAGGAAGAAGAGGAGGAACCUGGAUAUCUGGGCCCGGUUUCCCAAACGCAUCUUAAGGCAUCCAAUGGUUCUAACGAUGAAUUUAGCCAUAAGAUGGUUUUUAGAAACCGUUCCCUGAUUAACACUGGAGAGAUACGGGACUAUCGUGGAUCCUCUGGGGAGCCUCAACAACCUCAUGAUGCUGAAGAGGGAGAGAAGGGUCUCUCCAGAUCAGAACACCUCAAUAAACACCUGCAGAGACCCACAGUGAAGAGAACUCACUGCUGCUCUGACUGUGGGAAGAGAUUAACCUCAUCAGGCAUUACAAUUCAUCAGAGAAUACACACAGGAGAGAAAUCUUACAGCUGUGAUCAAUGUGGGAAGAGUUUGUGUCGAUCUGGAGAGCUGACAGUGCACCAGAGAACACACACAGGAGAGAAACCUUACAGCUGUGGUCAAUGUGGGAAGAGUUUUACAACAUCUGGCUCUCUGACUCAACACCUGAGAACACACACAGGAGAGAAAUCCUAUAGCUGUGAUCAAUGUGGGAAGAGUUUUGUUCAAUCUGACCAGCUGACACGACACCAGAGAACACACACAGGAGAUAAAUCAUAUAGCUGUGAUCAAUGUGGGAAGAGGUUUGGUCGAUCUUGCCAUCUGACUCUACACCAGAGAAUACACACAGGUGAGAAACCCUACAGCUGUGAUCAAUGUGGUAAGAGAUUUGCUACAUCUGGCCACCUGACUCUACACCAGAGAACACACACAGGAGAGAAACCUUAUAGCUGUGGUCAAUGUGGGAGGAGUUUUAGUCAAUCUGGAGAUCUCAGAGUGCACCAGAGAACACACACAGGAGAGAAACCAUAUAGUUGUGAUCAAUGUGGGAAGAGAUUUGCUACAUCUGGCCACCUGACUCUACACCAGAGAACACACACAGGAGAGAAACCUUAUAGCUGUGGUCAAUGUGGGAGGAGUUUUAGUCAAUCUGGAGGUCUCAGAGUGCACGAGAGAAUACACACAGGAGAGAAACCUUAUAGCUGUGGUCAAUGUGGGAGGAGUUUUAUUCAAUAUGGAGAUCUCAGAGUGCACAAGAGAAUACACACAGGAGAGAAACCAUAUAGCUGUGAUCAAUGUGGGAAGAGUUUUGGUCAAUCUGGAGAGCUGACAGUUCACCAGAGAACACACACAGGAGAGAAACCUUAUAGCUGUGGUCAAUGUGGGAGGAGUUUUAGUCAAUCUGGAGAUCUCAGAGUGCACAAGAGAAUACACACAGGAGAGAAACCUUAUAGCUGUGAUCAAUGUGGGAAGAGGUUUGGUCGAUCUUGCCAUCUGACUCUACACCAGAGAAUACACACAGGAGAGAAACCCUAUAGCUGUGAUCAAUGUGGGAAGAUAUUUGCUACAUCUGGCCACCUGACUCUACACCAGAGAAAACACACAGGAGAGAAACCUUAUAGCUGUGGUCAAUGUGGGAGGAGUUUUAGUCAAUCUGGAGAUCUCAGAGUGCACAAGAGAAUACACACAGGAGAGAAACCUUAUAGCUGUGAUCAAUGUGGGAAGAGAUUUGCUACAUCUGGCAACCUGACUCUACACCAGAGAACACACACAGGAGAGAAACCUUAUAGCUGUGAUCAAUGUGGGAGGAGUUUUAGUCAAUCUGGCAAUCUGACUCUACACCAGAGAACACACAGGAUUGAAUUCUCAUAGCUGUGACCAGAGAUCAUCUGAUAAAAGAUCUCUGAUCAAAUAUUAGAAAAUACAUACAUGAAGGAGUUGUUUCAUGAUUUCAGUGAAUUAAUGUCACAAUGUAGAAUGUUUUUUACAUUGUAUGAGGAGUAUUGUAAUGAUUUCACAAUGUAGAAGCCUAAACGUUGGCCCCCUUAUGAAUUGAUUUCAACAUGUUAUGGAUAUUAGCCUCAUGGGGAAAAUCCAGGCUCUGAAAUGGAAGAGUACUAUAUCGGAUCAAAUCAAAUGUAUUUAUAUAGCCCUUCUUACAUCAGCUGAUAUCUCAAAGUGCUGUACAGAAACCCAGCCUAAAACCCCAAACAG
Molecule: messenger RNA, 2739 nt
Organism: Oncorhynchus mykiss (rainbow trout)
Lineage: Eukaryota; Metazoa; Chordata; Actinopteri; Salmoniformes; Salmonidae
Source: RefSeq, a predicted model, not a curated record